This is a messenger RNA of Trichoderma reesei QM6a, 2025 nucleotides long. RefSeq lists its product as uncharacterized. The record is from RefSeq and is a predicted model, not a curated record. The transcript is spliced from 2 exons. NCBI's taxonomy places the organism in Eukaryota, Fungi, Ascomycota, Sordariomycetes, Hypocreales, Hypocreaceae. Gene Ontology annotation, biological process: regulation of DNA-templated transcription. Gene Ontology annotation, molecular function: zinc ion binding; DNA-binding transcription factor activity, RNA polymerase II-specific. Bases 1 to 2025 code for a protein of 674 amino acids.
AUGGCUCCGGCGAUUGGCGGCGAUGGUGGCGGCGAGGCGGCCAGGCCGGCCAAGCGCGGACGACGAAGCAACCCCAAGGUCAAGACGGGAUGCUUGAACUGCAAGCAACGGCGCAUCAAGUGCGAUGAAAAGCGUCCGUCUUGUUCGCAAUGCAUCCGCAGCAAGAAGGAGUGCAGUGGCUAUCCGGCGCCCACUCGCGGGCCCCGGACUGCCGUCGAUGUCCGCAUUGCUCCAAAGCCCUUGGCUCCCUCCUCGACGGGGCUCCCGCAACUGCAGCCUACUCCCAGCAGCAUAGCGAGCGCCUCCACUUCAACCACUGCCAGCCUCUUGCUCACUGGCCAUACGAUUAUGCUGCCUCCUCGACGGGCCUAUCGCCGCAAACGCCAGACCAAGCCUGCCGCCUCCAAUGCCGCGAUGCCCUUUAUGUAUGAGCCGUCUCACAACUUGGCCCUCAUGCAUACCGAGAGUUUGUAUUUCGACCUGUUCCGCGUCCAGACGGCUUCCGAGCUGUCCGGGUACUUUGACUCGACCUUUUGGACAUCACGGGUUCUGCAGGAAUGCCACUUCGAACCGGCCAUUCGACAUGCCGUCGUCGCUCUUGGUGCCCUGUACAAGACUCUGGAACAGUCCUGCGAACCCGACCUGCCGCCGCUCGCUGGUGCCAUGAGCCGCCUGGACUCGGUCAUGUGUCACUGGCAGGUUGCCAUCAGAAAGUACUCGGAAGCCUGCAAGGCCAUGCUGCAUCUCAGCGGCGACAAGCUGGCAACCAACAAGACCCGGCUGAUGGCCAGCGUCCUAUUAGCCUGCUUCGACUCCUUCAUUGGCGAUCACCGCCAAGCCAUUGUCCAGAUACAGACCGGAUUGAGGCUUCUGGCUCGGAUUCAGUAUGAUCGGACACAGGCCCCUUAUUCCAAUGAACGGGUUGAGGAGGAUCUGCUGAUUAUCUUCACACGACUAGCCAUUCAAGCCAAGUCGUACGACAUGGCCUUCCACUUCCCCCAUCCCUACGUGAUCCAUCUAGGCCCUCAAAGCCUACAUGAUCCGUCAUCCCCCCUCUCAGACUCGGGUUCACCUCAGCCAUCCAGCCCCAUCCCGUAUAAGUUCUCAUCCUUACGAGAAGCUCGCCUGGCUUCGGAUCAGCUUUGUGAAAUGCUGCUGCGAUUCAUCGAACACUUGCAGCGCGCCAAGAAGGAACCUUCUUACACUUUACCCCCAUCCUGGAGGCAGCUCGGAGCCACAUUCCAGAGUCAAAUCGACUCAUGGUCACAGGCCUUCGAGCCCAUCUUCCAAUCAAGGCUCACGCAGCCCGGCAUGAGCCUCCUUGAAAAGUCGGGCAUCGCAGCGCUCAAGAUGUUCCAGGUCAACACCAACGUCAUCUUCCUCACCAUCUUCUGCGACGCCGAGGUCCAGUUCGACGCUUUCCUCUCCCACUUCAAGGCCAUUGUCAGCCUGGGCUGGGAAGUCGUCGGCGACGACGAGAAGCGAGCGGCCACCGAGCGAUGCCCCGAUCCGCGGCGGUGCAAGCAGCAGCACGGACACGCAAGGACCGGCGGGGAAGAAGGAGGACCGAGGGCGGGAAGAGACGCAUUCCCAACCCACAACAUCAAGCCCAGCUUCUCCGCAGACCUGGGCAUCGUGCCGCCGCUCUUCGUCGUGGCCACAAAGUGCCGCGAGCCGACCGUCCGGCGGGAGGCGAUCCAGCUGCUGAGGAGCAGUGCCCGGCGCGAGGGCAUGUGGGACAGCGAGCUGGCGGCCAACAUUGCCCAAUGGGUCAUGGAGAUUGAGGAGUCCGAGAACCCCUUUCCGGAGAUGCAGCAGCAGCAGCAGCCUUCGCACGGUCAUGGUGGCGCAGCCGCACAGGCCGUCGCGCUGCCCAGCCGGGCCAUUCCGGAGGAGAAGAGGGUCAUGGUCAAGUCGGUCGACUUUGAUUUGCGAGCGAGGUUUGCCGACGUGACCGUGGGCUCGAGGGACUUUCGCCAGGGGGUGCAGGAUCGACGACAUAGGGCGACGCGAAUCAGUUGGUGA